Messenger RNA from Exophiala viscosa, 807 nucleotides. Its product is annotated as Ca2+ regulator and membrane fusion protein Fig1-domain-containing protein. Bases 1 to 807 code for a protein of 268 amino acids. The record is from RefSeq and is a predicted model, not a curated record. Gene Ontology annotation, cellular component: membrane; mating projection tip. Gene Ontology annotation, biological process: conjugation with cellular fusion. NCBI's taxonomy places the organism in Eukaryota, Fungi, Ascomycota, Eurotiomycetes, Chaetothyriales, Herpotrichiellaceae. The transcript has 2 exons.
AUGGCUCCCAGAUUCGCAACAGGAUGGAGAAGAUUUGUCCCAUUCAUAGGAUAUCACCAUGUCCUUAUGAUCUUCAUAGCCAUUGCCAUCAUCCUACUAUCACUUCUACUCGCAGGAUGUUCCUCGACCUCACCUCUCAUUCCCGACAUCUACCUCAUUUCACUUUACUAUAAAAGUUAUGCUCCCGUCUUCAGCACGGUCCAAGUCGACCCCUCAGUGUCUACAGCCAUUGCCAACAUCGUCGGCUCAGCAGAUCUCAUCGUAAGAGUGGGGUAUUUUGGCAUAUGCAUCAAGUGUGACGGCGGAGCAUGGAUGUGCAACCAAAACUCGACGGCGCUGGCAGAUCUGGUGAGCAUUGAUCAAGAUCCACUGAACUUGAUAUGGGUGGCCAGCACGUUCAAGAACGCUAUUGUGUUCCCCUACCUACUCAUCAUUGCUAUUGUGCUUGCCUUCCUAACGUUUCUGUUGCUUGCAACGUUCCCCGGUUGGCAUACCAGCACUGGCAGGGAUGGCGAUGAAGUUGAGGUGCGACCAUUUCCCUCCAGAGCCGUGUCACAAGUUGCGUUGGCGACAAUCUUCAUUGCCUCAGUGUUUGUGCUGGUGUCUGUCAUGUGGCAGCAUACCGCUGCUGUAGCAGCAAGCACAAUCGCGCAAGAUUUGGGCAACGGAAGUGUCAAGUCUGGCGUCGGAACCGCAGCAAUGGUUCUGGGCUGGUUUGGCUUUGGUCUCCUUGUCAUUGUAACAUUGGGACUGCUGGUUAUGAUAUUGAGCAUUCAAUUACUGGAUCGACUUACUGAUGAUGUAUGA